GCAGCUUUGCGGUGGGAAGCGGCUCCUGGGCAGGGGGCAGUAGGAGAGAAGCAGCAGAUGUCAAGGCGGGGCUGGGGGAGAAGAGAUGCACCCAAGGCACGAGGAUCUGCAGCCAUGCAAGGCUCCAGUAUUUCGCCUCACUGGUUUUCUCUCCUGAACAAAGUGGAAGGGCAAAAUCGCCCUCCCUCCCCAUCUCGUCGGCAUGAAGAGGUGCACAUCGGAUGAGUUGCAGCAGCCGGAGGACGACUGUGCUGGGGCUGAAGAUGCCCCCAACCUGGCUGCCAUGGAUGCGAAACCUGGGGAUUGCGCUUCUGCUCUGUCGGAUUUGGGCACUGCUGCUUAUCCAAACCCUGCUCCCCAUUCUGUUCCCCGGAGCAAGCCUCCUGAUUUAAAGAAAAUACAGCAGCUCUCAGAAGGCUCCAUGUUUGGCCAUGGCCUGAAGCACCUUUUCCACAGUCGCCGCAGGUCGCGGGAACGGGAGCACCAGAACUCCCAGGACUCUCUGUCGCAGCACUACGGGAUGUCUGACCAUGACUCCCCUGAUGAGAAGGAACGCUCACCAGAGAUGCACCGUGUCUCCUAUGCCAUGUCCCUCCACGACCUCCCCGUACGCCCCACUGCCUUCAACAGGGUGCUGCAGCAGAUCCGCUCCCGCCCAUCCAUCAAGAGAGGGAGCAGCUUGCACAGCGGCAGCCGCCGGAGCAAAAGCAGCUCCCUUGAUCCCCAGAAAGGCAGCCCCCAUCUGGUCCGGAAGGCGCCCCAGGAUAGUAGCCUCACAGCCAUAUUGCAUCAGCACCAAGGCCGGCCAAGGUCUUCAUCCGCCACAGACACCGCCAUCUUGCUGGCUGAGAGUGGGGCUGUGUAUCUCCUCCCAGAGGAGUCGGAGUGCCUCACCGACAAGCUGGACAAAGGGGACGCGAGCACGCUUAGCCUGCCUUCCAACGCCAGCCAUGGCGACGCCGACAUCAGCAACAUCUGCUUGGAUGUCCCAGAUGGCACCCCAGACCCGCACAGGACAAAAGCUGCCAUCGACCACCUGCACCAGAAAAUCCUCAAGAUCACCGAGCAGAUCAAGAUUGAGCAGGAGGCUCGGGACGACAACGUAGCCGAAUACCUGAAGCUGGCCAACAAUGCUGACAAGCAGCAGGCCUCCCGCAUCAAGCAAGUCUUUGAGAAGAAGAACCAGAAGUCGGCCCAGACCAUCGCCCAGCUCCAUAAGAAGCUCGAGCACUACCACAAGAAGCUAAAGGAGAUUGAACAGAACGGGCUCUCCCGACAGCCCAAGGAUGUCUUCCGGGACAUGCACCAGGGCCUCAAGGACGUGGGGGCCAACGUCCGGUCCAGCAUCAGCGGCUUUGGAGGCGGGGUAGUGGAAGGCGUCAAGGGAAGCCUGUCGGGUUUGUCCCAGGCCACCCACACGGCUGUGGUCUCCAAGCCCCGGGAGUUUGCCAGCCUGAUCCGGAACAAGUUUGGCAGUGCCGACAACAUCGCCCACCUGAAGGACACUCUGGAUGAUGGGCACCCCGAGGAGGCCUCGAGGACUCUGAGCGGCAGCGCCACCCUGGUGUCCAGCCCCAAGUACGGCAGCGACGACGAGUGCUCCAGUGCCACCUCAGGAUCGGCGGCGGGCAGCAACUCGGGGGCAGGGCCCGGUGGCCUAGGGAGCCCCAAGUCCAAUACCCUGGACAGUCACCACAAUAACUUUGACACCAUCCUGGAGGAGCUCCGGGAGAUUAAGGACAGUCAGUCGCACCUGGAGGACUCAAUGGAGGAUCUCAAGGCACAGCUGCAGAGGGACUAUACCUACAUGACGCAGUGCUUGCAAGAGGAGCGGUACAGAUACGAACGCCUGGAAGAGCAGCUGAAUGACCUGACGGAGCUCCACCAGAAUGAAAUGACCAACCUGAAGCAAGAGCUAGCCAGCAUGGAGGAGAAGGUGGCCUAUCAGUCCUAUGAGAGGGCUAGAGACAUCCAGGAAGCGGUGGAGUCGUGCCUCACCCGUGUCACCAAGCUGGAGCUCCAGCAGCAGCAGCAGCAGGUGGUGCAGCUGGAAGGGGUGGAGAACGCCAAUGCCCGGGCCCUGCUGGGCAAAUUCAUCAACGUCAUUCUGGCCCUCAUGGCGGUGCUGCUUGUCUUCGUCUCCACCAUCGCCAACUUCAUCACGCCCCUCAUGAAGACCCGCAUGCGCAUCCUCAGCACCGCCCUGCUGUUCCUCUUCCUCCUCUUCCUCUGGAAGCACUGGGACUCCAUCACUUAUUUCCUGGAGCAUGUGUUGCUCCCCAGCUGAUUCCCUGGGACAGCAUUCCAUUUUCCUACCGAGAAAACAGGAAAGGGAUGGGGGAGAAACUGGAGCCUUCCAUAAAAUGUCUUAAUUCAUUCAGCAGAGUCUGGUUUCCCACCCCCUGCACCCAUUUGUAUUCACAUCCAGCAUCCUCAUUGUGAUCAGGAGCGUGGCCUGUUGAGCCAGGAUUGUUCACUCCUCCAUGAAGCCCUGGAAGGUGAGGAUGGGGAGAGCAAUGAAGAGUUUGGAAGAAGCCUGUAACUGACAUGUUCUUGGUUUGUUUGUUUGUUUUUUAAAUGACAUGAUCAUAAUAGUCUCUGGGUAGGAGACUUUCUUUACAUGCCAGUCGCCACCAGGACUGCAAUUUAAAAGCUUCGUAUCCAGAGCAGAGUUUGCCUUCGAACCCAGCCACCGGGAAACUUUCUCUAGAGUGAGGAGAGGUUUUUUCUUAAAGACAAGGCUGGUGAAAAGCUCAUACCUGGGAUGCAAUAAAGAAAUCAAUAGCAAAAGGAAGAAGUGGAGCUCAAGUGAAUAUUCUAAUGUUUCUGCUCCCAGGAGAGCUUGCAUAUUUGAUGAAGCAGAAUGUACACAUCACACAAGCUUCUCCAGACCGGACGCACAUGCAUUCUCGUUACCAAACAGCUAACAAGCCGGACACAGAAUAGGGGUUGCUGUUUAUUAUUAGAAUGGCUUCCUUUGCACAACUGAUCAUUGGCAUGUGGCCAGCGGAUACCAGUUCUGGUUCCAAUCAGAAAACUCGUACACUUCUGGCACAGGUGAAACACAUUGUGUUGGCUUUCGUUUUUUUCUCCUUUGGCUUUCGUGUGAUCUCUUCAGGAGCACGUGGACCUUCCAACAUUGCACCUACGAAAUUUACAAUCUACCCAAAGUGUUGUGCGCAUGUUUUAAUUUAUUUCGAGAUUCUUUUUCCAUUUGUGAAUCGAGCGUGGGGGUAAAACGCAGCUGCUAUCACAGCCUCCGUGUCUCUAAAGAAGACAGAGCAUGUUGUCUCAAAAGUUUCUUGAAUGGUUUCAUAUUUAUGUGCAUGUGUGUAUGUAUACACACACACACACAAUCACAUCCUCUCCUGUUGCAAUUGGGUGUAGCUCCAGUGACUUCAGUGGAGCUGCACCCAGUUUACAGUCACAGAGAAUUUGUCCAUUCGUCUCUUUGAGGCUCAUUCCGGCUUUCCUGACACAGCCAGAACUUCCACGGAUGCUCUGCUCGUGGUGUACUAAAGAAGUCAGUGGAUCUGGUGGGUGUGGCAUGGAAUGCAGGAUUGAGUGCUUGGAAGGAGGGAUUGUCAUAAGUAGAUGAAAAGCCAGUCACCUCUGUCAGUUAAAGGAAAACUGCCUGCAUUGUCUCUUCCCUGAUUUCUUGGGCCUUGACACUGAGAAGGUUGUAUAGGCUUGUCCAUGCUAUCUUUUGGUUUCUCAGCGGAACACUAGGGACAUGCUGUGACUUUGGAGUUUAACGAUCUAGCAAGAAAAUUCAUUCCUGGUCUAACUUAAUUGACCAGUGAAUCCUAGCUAGGAUUGCUCCAACAGGCAGAAGUGCAAGGAUCCCAUUUGUAUGAUGCAAAGAUCAGUUAUUCAAGGGUUGUUGCAAAUGAUAUGCAAGAAGCACGGCUCAUAAAGGACAUGCUGGCAUUUCCCAUUCCAGAUCUUCGUCUGUGUAUGAUCCUUGCACCUUUGCCAGAAUGGAUGCAUGAUAAGGAAUAAAUGACUAGAGGUUGGAUGGACUGGGAGGAGGAAGCAUUAGGCCUGAUUCCCUCCACAUUGUGCAGACACAUCUGUGCAAAGUAGGUGUGAAACAUUCCUGUUCUGAUGUAGUGUGGUCUUGGUGCGAAAGGUGGCACAGGGUGCAGCGUGGUGGAGAAUCAGACCCCAGGAGUUCUUUAACUGAUAGCUUGCUUCCCUCCUCAUGGCAGUCCUUCCUGCAAGACAUUUAUAAAUGCCCGUUCAAAAACUCCAACAUCCUUUUGCCUUUUUCCAUGCCAGUUAUGAAGGAUGAACACAUGUGGAUUGUCCACUUAUCAAAUGUGGUCACCUAAGCUUGGCUCCUGCAUUUCUGCCACUCGUACCAGCAUCUAGAACUGGGUCCAAGAACCUCAAGUGUCCAUUUGAGUUGGGCACUCGUGGUUAAGAUAGGGACCGAGAACAUUUGGGCAGUGGGAGGGGGCACGCCUGCAAUAACACCCCACCAUGUUUGGCCCUGGUGUUGGGUGGUGGAGACUGCUCUUCAGAAUGAUCAGCCGUAUACUGCAGAGACCUCCAUUGGAAAAGCUCAGAUGAAAUGUACGAGCAACACUCUGAGCCUUCUUAGAGACUGGGGGGGAUGUGAGCCCCAACCUCUCUUUUAUACAUCUAUUUAUUUUGUAUUUUUGUAAGGAUUUAGCUGGAGUUAACAUUCCUGAUUUUAUCAGUUAUCCAAGCAAACUCGGAUUCUGUUGAAAACGGUGAGCUAAUUUAUCUGUCGACAUUAGGUUUGAUAUUCUCAGACCCAAGGGGCAGAAAUCUUAAUACACUGAUAAUUCCAAAUGGCUACAACUUAUGGCCCAGGAUCAGAAAAGUGUCCUGCUUCAGGACAGCAUGUAGGCAGAGGCUUAACUUUAAACACUUGCUAAAGUCUCUUUGAAGUAUGUAGGAUUUAAACACACUCUUAACUGCUGUCCUGCAGAAGGACAUUCAUAAGCACGUUUUAAAUGCUUUCAUGCACUGGGGCCUAAAAAUCAAGGUUCUGGUUCCCCUUUCACUGGGGUUUCCACAGACUUCAGCAGAGCAUCUGCCUGGAUUAGGCAACAAGCUAAAGUUUUUCAUGGGAAAGAGACAGUUGAAAAAGACAAUCUAGUGAACGGGCUGCUUGCCUUUCCACAGAACUGACAGCUCAUGAACUUCUGUACUGAGGGGGGAGUCUGAUUUAUCGGGCAAAGGGUUAAGCUCCUUUCUGGGGGCCUGAUUGUUUUUUCACACUAAUGUAAAUAAGAAGUUACAAUGGUAUUUUUGUUUGUAUUUCAGUAACACCUAGAGGCCCCAAAUCAAGUUCCGGGUGCCAUUGUGCUGAGCAGACAUGUAAGAGAGUCCCUGCCCCGGAGAGCUUACAGUUUAAAUAGGAGACACACACGAAUGGGAGGAGAGGCGAAGGGAAGUGGCUUGCUUAAAGUCACCCAGUAAGUUAGUUGCAGAAUUGGUAAUAGAAACCAGGUUUCCUGCAUCCUAGGUCAAUGUCCUACCCCCUGGACCUUGCCACCCUCAAGCAGCUCUUUACAUGUGCAAAAACAGUUUGAGAUCAUGGUUUGCAACAGUGAUAAGGAGGGACCAUCCCUUCUGCAGAGAUGACCACUAACUCCUGGGUCAGCUCUCAGUUAGGCUGCAGCACCACUUACUGCUGCCAAGGUCACGUGUGCUUCACCAGGAGCAAGGAGAGAAAGAAGGGCUCUUUAACCCCCCCCAUUGUUUCCUUCCCUUCUCAAUAAGCCAUUCCCUCUAUUUUCCUGGUGCCACAGGACCCACAUGUUGACUUGAUCCCCUCCUCCUGCAGCUAGAACACUGACAGAGCAUGAGGCAUUUCCAUGCAAUCAGCCACUCCCCUUCUGCUCAAUGGAUGAGAAUCUGUGGGAUCUUUCUACCUGUCUAUCGUUCUAAAAGCAUCAUCCAUCCCUAAUCCAAUCAUUGUCAGCAUCACUGUACAGGCUGCAGGGACAGUGUUACCACCUGGACCAGUGGUUCACCGAUCACUGUGGUCUCUGACUGCUUCCACAGAGGUACCCUUUGUCCUCCGCAUUAUGAGCUGCUACAGAGCUAUAAAGUAAGGAACGGGCAAAACAGAACUCCAAGGCAGACUCCCAUGCUACCCUCCAAAUCCACUUCUCCUCAGGAGCAAGGCACACCCGAAUCAAAGUAUAGCUCUGCUGUUCCUGCACACACUGCCUCUGGUCAGUCGUAGCAGAAACAGGAGAAGAGGACCUUGCUUCACAUGUAUUUUAAUGGCUGAUUGUUUCACUGGCGGAAUUUAGUUUCAAAGACUUGGUGACAACCAUUCAGAUGGCUGGCAUCAAACAUGCCAUCAGCAGCAUUUAGAGGCUGAACUAAAUCUGGGAUAGAACAUGUUGAUACAUGAAGGGAGUAAGUUUUCACGGUGAAAUGUAGUGGAGAUUAGACAUGGGAGGUGUAGGGCCUGAUUCGCCCUUUCCCUGCCCUGCGUCUCAUCGCUUACCUCCAUGCCGAGUGAGGGGAAGUGCCACUUAACCAGAACAAGAGCGUGUUCUAGCCACUUUGCACUAGUGCAAAUUAUGACAAGAUGCAAGGCAGCCUCAGGCCCACACAUUGGGUGGCUGGGGCUAAAUCUCCUCUUACCUCACACUUGCCCACUGACUGCUCCUGAUUUACAACAGUAGAAAAUCAGAAUCAGGCCCCCUGUUGUCCCUUAUGGAAAUAUGGGCAAUUGCUGACCACUGGCUCUUCCUAUCUAAGUGUCAGAGAUGCGCCAUAGAAGGCAAAGAGGCACAGGAGACGGAGUGGAGGGGUUGCUAACCUGGUGGUAAUGAUCAGGCUGCACCGUAGAGCUUCCCAAGUUUCAUUUGGCUGACAGGUUUCCCUCUCUUUAUCUAAGCACUGGUUUAAAAGGACAAGCCACAGCUGUUUUGAGCAAACGUAUCUUCUUGGGUCUGCACAGGAUUCAAGAUUGGGGGAAGGCCAAAACCAAACUAACGAAAAAAAAACCUUUUAAGAAAGCCUUCAAAUCACCCCUAGUCACCAGAGUUCCUAGCUGAUACUUUAAAGUUAGGUCAACCUAGCUACACGAUUCAGAGCUGUGGAAAAUUUCAAAGCACUGAGCACCUGUUAGGUCAUCCUAACCCCCAGCGUAGACACAGCAGGGUCUACACUACAGCAGAGCACCAUAGCUGUAUUACUGCAGCAGUGGAAGCACAGACAUAGCCUUAAUAUUGUCGGAGGCAGGCAGGCUUUCUCCCUUUUCCUGAGGCACCAGCCCAGGGGAGGAACCACUUAACUAAGAUCAUAAGUUCCUUACUUCAGAGCAACCAGACUUACAUUCAGAAACAGCAAAGUUUCUAGGGCCCAAGUCAGGCUAGUGACUUGGGGAACCUGCAGCACACAACAUAGCUUCUGAUCCUCUCUCUUAGCAGCCCAGCUGCCUUCUUUUCCUGUUUAUGUAGCCAAGCCACAAGGGUGGGGCAGGGUGCUCCUUCACUGUGUCCAGCCUGUCUUGGCUGUAAACUCCAGACUGUCUCUUAAAGGGGUAGUACUACUCCCUAUCACUGUCUGCUUUAUAAUAUAUCAUUAUUUGUAUUAUGGUAGCAACCAACUGAGAUCAGGAUCCCCAUGGUGCUAGGUGCUGUACAUACCCAUAAUGAGGGACAGUGCUGGCUUCAGAGAGCUUAUGAUCUAAAUAGACAAAGGGUGGGAAGGGGAAACAGAAGUACAGAGCAUGGUAAUUGACAUGCCCAUGGUCACACAUCAGGGCAGUGUCAGAGUCUCAGUCCACUGGAUUUUCAUGGCAUUUUGCCUUGAUUUUGUUCCACAAGAGCUGUAGGGUGGGGAGAUGGUUUAUUUUAUGAAAAAUUGCAGAGAACUUUUGAAAUGUUAAAAAGGAUUUUAAUAGAUAAAAUGGGGCAGUUUUAUGUCCUUGUUCUUCAGUGACUAUGGCCUCGAUUCUGCAGACGUGCACACAGGUAACUGUACUCAUGUGAGUCGUUCCUAUUGACCUCCACAGGACAACUUACAGGAAUAAAAUUAGGCACAUGCCUAAAUAUUUGCAGGAUCAGGGCCUGAGACGCCACCAAUAUUCUGUCUCAGGGACACUGGCAGGGAGGUUCAGCUCCCAAAUUUAGAUUUUGUUUCAAGUUUUACGGAAAUGUUUCCUGGAUUUUCUUUUGAUUUCUACCAGAACAGAUUUUUUGUGCAGGACUUAAAAGUUUCCUACAGUUUUUGCAACCCAACCUCGGAGCCAGGAAUUGACACUGACUUAACCCAACCCAACCCCUGCCCCUCGCAACAGUUAAACUGACCAGUCUGGUUCGAUUGUGCAAGAGGAGUCAAAUGCAAAAAGUGAAUGACUGUGUAAAUGGCAAAAAGCCAUUUAGCAUGUAAAAAAAUAGUUUCAGAAGUGAUUCUCUUGCAGGGGUAUCGUUAAUGACAAUGUGGGAUUUGCUCUUUUGUUGUUUUUAUCAUCUGACAGUGUUCUUUGGAGAACAAAGGGUGAAAUUCCCCCCAGCAUAAGGCUGAAACAUUAUUCAGAGCCUCAAAAUAGGGUUUAAAUCAUGGCAUUUAGUGGUUUGUAGGCUUUAUGAACAGGGUGAAUUUCACCCUAAGAGCCUGAUCCUGCCAAACAACUGCUAGGUAGCAUCGUUCUUAGUGUUAUUACCAUGAUGGUCUCAUCAAGCCAUUGCAGGCUCAUGGUAAUAAUCAGAGUGGCCCUGCACCAAAGCCCAUUGAGGUCACUGGAAGGCCUCCUGUGGAUGGAACAGACCCUGUGCCAGCUAGUUAUUAUCAUUUGCAGCAUCAGCUCUGAAAACGUUAAACCAAAAAAUAUCAAUGAAUCGUAUCAUUAGCGCCAGGGACUUCAACAAUGCAAUGAAUGAAGCACAGUGUUUACCAGUAGCAAGGUGCCCAACACCAUCUCUGCUCUGCUUGAUUGUCCGUGUGACUGCAGCACAAAUACCGCAGAGCAACAGGGAUGGAAGCCUACAACCACUCAGGCACGUGGGUAGCUUUACUUCCGUGAGGAGUCCCACUGAAGGCUGUGAUUUUUGGAGAAGUUAGCCCUCCCCCCUCCCGCAUUGAAUUUCCAUCAGCAGCAGUCACCUUUCAUUAUUAUUUAUUAUUAUUAUUUAUUAUUUAUUUGCAUUGCAGUUCAUCGGGGGGCCCUGCUCAUAGGCAGGGCCCCAGUGUGCUAGUGCUGUCCAGAUACAUAAGAAAAGAUGGGCCCACCCAAGAGCUUGGGGCCAGAUUUUCAGGUGCGGUUUUUCUAGUGCGGUUUGCAAAAGUGUCUGUUUGAGAUAACUGUCUAAUGCCCAUUAAUUUCUAAGCUACUGAGACUCUUUUGUAAGUUCCAAUAGGCGCUUGCCUGCACCUUUGAAAAUCUGCCCCGUCAUCUAGGACAAGAACUUCACUCUUUUAAGUACUUUUAAAAAUCCCAGCUGAAGUCAACCGGAACUACUCAGAUGCUCAAACAAGUGCAAGCAUCGUCAGGACCCGAGCCUUGCUGCUUAUCCCUGAAAGAGGCAUGACUACCCUUGGCACCAUGACCCUUUCUCAUGCCGUGUGUGGCUGUAUUUAUUGUCUUUGAUUGACUCUUGUACCUAUACUGUCUCUUUCCCAUCAGCAGUUCCAUGCAUGGGAUGCUCCGAUUUCAUCUUGCUACUAUUUAUUUUUGUUUUUGUUUGUUAACUUUUUCCAAUAAACGUGUAAAAACCAACCAACCAACCAAUGAAACAAAAAAGGUUUUGUGAAACUGGAAAGUACUUUAAAAAAUAAAAUCCUGCGAUGGGAGCGUUUUCCAAAAGAUAAAGCAAAGGAAGGAAGGAAGGAAAAGCGUGAGAAAAAGUUUCAAAUGACGAAUGGAGGUGUGGGGGAAGAGACACAGGCUGAAGAUGUCGUUUGCCAUUCUGUGUGGACCCUGGUGCAUCUGGUUUAGCAAAGCUAUUUCCCACACCUUGGGGGACUGCUGUUUUAUACCUUUUGAGGAUGAACUUGAAUGGAGGUUUUGCAAUGGUUCUUCGGGGAUUUUUCCCUUCCUUGUUACUGGAUUUUAAUUUGAAAACUUGCUGAAAGGCCUACCAGGAGCCAUCCUGGUUAAGUGCAUUUAAGAGCUUUUUAUGUUGCACAGAGGAUAAACCACACAGGUUAUUAGCUGGAUUGUGGGAACGUAUGUUCAUAAUCAGCCCCAGGGUCUCUGCCCACGUUCCCCUCUGCACAUGUGCAGAAGCAGGGUUCCAGCAGGCUGGGUCUGUUUUGGUGCUCAGCUGCUAUAGGAUCCUGUGCUAUUUCUGAAACACUGGAAAGCGAUAAGGUAGCCAAAGCCCAAGUUGGAUUUCAGCUGCCUGCACUGACCUAGAAAGGUACCAAAUCAAUUUGAAAUAGCAGCUGAGCAAACAAGACCAGGGAUUUGGAGGCUGAUGUUUCAAACCAAGCUGAUGGCUUUGCUGGCUUUGAUGGUGGACUGGCCCCUGUUCCUUGCUGCCCUCUCCCCUUCCAGUCUAUGGCCAGAGUGGGAGAGUAGACAGUGAGUUGUCUCCACAUCCAUUACCAGAAGAAGGAGUGACUGAUUGACAAGCUUCCCCGCACCCUGAUCCUGUGGCCGAAGCAGGAAAUCAGAUGAUGAAGUGCUCCCCACUCCCUUCCCACUGCUGGAGAAGCAAAUCAGGCUGGUUCUCAAGUUCCAAAUCUCGGGGGCGGAGGGGCAGUCACUUGCUGUGCCUGGGGCAGGUGCUGAGCAUCCCUGAGGGUGCUGGUGGGAGUUGUGCAGGGGCAGGACCUCUCCCUACCAGGCUGCUUGUAUGUCAAAUCAACUUGAGGAGGGCAUUGGAGAGUUGGCAAGUGGGCUUCAGGUGCAAUUCCUUCCCUUCCCCCACUGGAGAACUUUCAUGCCCAGCCAAAGGGAUGGUGAGAGGACAGGGCAGAGGACAUGGCUCCAGCUCAGCGGGGAGGCCAAUCCAGCCUGGGUUUCAUUUGCUAUCUGAGCAUGGUGGGAUCCCUUUGUGCAACAGUGGCUCUCUUGCCCUUGUGGCUGGUAUAAAUCAGCACCUCUACAUUGGUUUUAAUGGAGCUUUGCUGACGCCAACAUCUUUAGUGGCACUACACAGCUUUACAUCAGCCGAGGAGCUGGGGAGGGGAUGCCACUUUUCUGUGUUCUACUGAGCCCCUGCAUUCAGAGAAGCAGAGCCGAUGAAUGGUUAGACACCAACUGGAAAGGGUCUGCCCCCAGGCUUGGGCUGCCCUUCCACUGUAGGGCCUGAGUGAGCAGCCACCACCUCUGCGUGCGUGACCCAGCUCCCCCCAAGGUGUCCCUCCUGGCGUGUAUCUAUGGAGCGGUGUACCCUGGAGUCCUUUCAUCCUCUCAAGGGUGCAGGAUGACUUCCUACCCUGGGCCGAUCUCCCAGAGCUCACAUUUGCUACUUGAUUCUCAGCAAGGGCUAUAGCCUGGCUAAUGAACACAUGUACAGAGCCUGGGGGCACGGGGGCACGGCAGAAGAUCUAUACCAAGGGCAUGGCACCUACCCCCAAGAGCUCAUGCUGCACCACAGACCAAACCCAGGGCAACGGGGAGAGGGUGGAGAUGAGGAGAGCAGUGUGGAGGGGGGCAAAGAAGGAGAGAGGGGGCCCUUGAAGGAGGGGAAGUGGGCAGCAGCUGCCUACGGGGUAAGCAAGAAUAAAGGUGUGAAACCAAGAGGGGCAAACACCUCCACACAGCACAGCCCCAACGAGGAGGCCCAAUGAACACGGUGACCCUUGUCCUCCAGCCCUGGGCAGAGCUUUCAGAGUGUCAACCUCAGGCCAGCUCCACAGCUGGUGCAAAUCAGCUCCACUGAAGUUACACUGUGCCGGUUUACACCAGCUGAGGAUCUGGUCCUUUAUACGACAUCCGUGGGAGGUGGAGUUGGGUGCAUCUUACAGCAUUUGCGUUUCCGCUGUGUGUGAUUUCUGUGUGGCUGACACACGAUCUGAAGCUUUUUAGUCAUAUUUGGGCUGUUGCUAGAGCGUGGCAUGGAAGUCCUCCCCUACUUCAUUCCCUCCCCUGUUUGGUUUCCCCGUGCCCAUCUGGGUGCCAGCACCGUUGAUCUGUGGAACCAUACACCUGCUGUUAGUCUGCUCAGCAUGCCUUGCCCAGUUGGCCUAAAAGAAUCGUUGACAAGGAGUGAGGGGGAAGGGCUCUGUGUUUGUACCAUUGUCAGAUUUUAUGCCAUUAAAAAGCUGUAAAAAAUUUAAAUAAACUUUCAG
Messenger RNA from Gopherus evgoodei (Goodes thornscrub tortoise), 12240 nucleotides. RefSeq names its product transmembrane and coiled-coil domain family 2 (gene TMCC2). The transcript is spliced from 6 exons. The record is from RefSeq and is a predicted model, not a curated record. Gene Ontology annotation, cellular component: endomembrane system. Gene Ontology annotation, biological process: amyloid precursor protein metabolic process. NCBI's taxonomy places the organism in Eukaryota, Metazoa, Chordata, Testudines, Testudinidae. The coding region runs from base 203 to 2287 and encodes 694 amino acids.